CCCUUCUGUCUAUAAGGCAGAUUGUGUGUGGUCGGAAGGCUGCAUUACCGGCGGGUAGCCUUUUCCAUUCACAGUCAGGAUAUCCCUCUCUCUCUCAACCUCUGGCUCUGUCCUCUUCUUGUUGCAAUUGGAGUAACGUCAAAGCAGGCUGGGAGGGACCAGCCAGAAACCAACAAAAAAGUAACUACGUAAAAAGGUCCUGUCUACAACUGACGGAGGCUCAAAGUUCAGAAGUUUGCCUGUGCAGCAGAGCUUGACUUUGCGGGACUGUGAGACCAAUACACUAAAGAGAAAGAAGCUGGAAAAAGUACGGACUCCGAAAAAUAUAUAUAUAUAUAAAUAAAUAAAGACUGGUACUACUACUACUGACGUCCAAGCCAUGCAGGCUCGCUACUCGGUGUCCAGUCCCAGCUCGCUGGGAGUAGUACCCUACCUUGGCAGUGAGCAGAGCUAUUACAGGGCGGCUGCGGCGGGCUACCCUGCCAUGGCAGGCCCAAUGGGCAUGUACUCUCACCCAGCUCAUGAGCAGUACCCAGGCAGUAUAGGCCGAGCCUACGGGCCCUAUGGAGCAGCACCACCCGGCCACCCUCCGCCUCCACAGCCCAAGGACAUGGUAAAGCCGCCUUACAGCUACAUCGCUUUGAUCACCAUGGCCAUCCAAAACUCGCCGGACAAGAAGGUAACCCUCAAUGGCAUCUACCAAUUCAUUAUGGAACGUUUUCCUUUCUACCGGGACAAUAAGCAGGGCUGGCAAAACAGCAUUCGCCACAACCUUUCGCUCAAUGAGUGCUUUGUAAAGGUGCCCCGAGACGACAAAAAACCGGGCAAGGGGAGUUAUUGGACCCUGGACCCCGACUCCUACAACAUGUUCGAGAACGGCAGCUUUCUGCGCCGCCGCCGCCGUUUUAAGAAAAAGGACGUGGUAAAAGAGAAGGAUGAGCAGCGUGACCGCCACCCAAAAGAAUCCAACCUGCAGACUACAACGCAGGCGACCAGUGAGCACGAACUGAGUCCCGGUGUACAGGGUGCCUCACAGCAGCCGUUACGCCUUCAAGACAUUAAGACAGAGAAUGGAAGUACAUCACCUCCUCCCCCAGUUCUAAGGAGGUCACUGUCGCCAACAGCAGCUGUGCAUGUCGUACCCAAGAUUGAGAGCCCGGACAGUAGCAGCAGUAGUAUGUCCAGUGGCAGUAGCCCUCACAGUAUAGCUGGCUCCGGUCGCACUCUGAACCUAGAAGGCACAGGUAAUAGAGAACAACACAACCAGCAGCACCAGAUCCAGGCAUUCAGUGUUGACACUAUCAUGACCUCCCUUCGAGGGUCUCCCCAUCACCAUCCCCAACAGCAGCAGCACAGCCCCAGUGACUUAAACACUACCCUCGGUCCCUCCAGGUCACUGCCGCUCACAUACUCACCAACCCAGUCCUCUAUUUACAGCUCUACUUGCAAUCAAGGCGCAAGUCCAAACAACGGCAGUUCUGCAGCUGGCGGAUCCUAUCACUGCAACUUGCAAGCUAUGAGCUUAUACUCGGGGGACAACACCAGAGCAGGGCAUAUGGCUAACCCAACGGUGGACGACGGUCUGCCUGAGUAUUCAAUUACAACCACCACCAGCAGUACUGCUUCCCCUCUGGGUCACGGCAGCCUCGGUUCCAGCCAAGAUGGACAUCACCAUCCACACCAAGGACGCCUAGCAUCGUGGUACUUAAACCAAGCAGGGGAUCUGAGUGCGCUUGCUGGUACCACCUAUCCAGGAAGCCAACAGCAGCAUCAGCAAAACUUUCACUCAGUACGGGAGAUGUUUGACUCUCAGAGACUAGGCCUAGGCAGCUCACCAGUGAAUGGAACUACUAGCAGCUGUCAAAUGGCUUUUCCUGGUAGUCAGUCCCUCUAUCGCACUCCAGGUGCUUUUUUAUAUGACUGCAGCAAAUUCUGACCAAAAACCUUUUUCAACACCCAGAGCAAAACGUUUUAAAGAUUCUUAAAUGAAAACUGCAGUCAUUAAUUUUUCAGAGGGCACACACAUACCCUGGUUUGCAAAGGACACUGUAUCCCCUAAAACACGUAAGUUCUUCUUGGUUAAAAAAGACAUCAGUAAUUGAGUUGCUUGUCAGAAGUACCAAACGAUUUAUAAAACGUAAUUGUGUUGUCCAUUGACUUACUACUGUAAUUUGCAUAUAUUAAUUUAUUUUUCAAUUUGUAGUCGUAUAUUGUGGACCAAAUGCAAAAAACAGUGUUUCAGAAGCUGACAUCGGACUGCCUAAGACAUUUUUUUUUCAGUAGAAAAAGGUUAACCUUUUUGCAUUUCCCUCUUUGUUGAAAAUACUUUGAAGGUAUUGUUUGUUUAUUAAUAAAUGUCCAUUCUUGUGGAAUGCUA
This is a messenger RNA of Protopterus annectens (West African lungfish), 2377 nucleotides long. It is a transcript of the gene FOXC1, whose product is annotated as forkhead box C1. Gene Ontology annotation, molecular function: RNA polymerase II cis-regulatory region sequence-specific DNA binding; DNA-binding transcription factor activity, RNA polymerase II-specific. The transcript has a single exon. Lineage: Eukaryota; Metazoa; Chordata; Ceratodontiformes; Protopteridae. The record is from RefSeq and is a predicted model, not a curated record. Gene Ontology annotation, biological process: regulation of transcription by RNA polymerase II; anatomical structure morphogenesis; cell differentiation. The coding region runs from base 380 to 1936 and encodes 518 amino acids.